Entelurus aequoreus (snake pipefish) is the source of this 4185-nucleotide messenger RNA. It is a transcript of the gene pgap3, whose product is annotated as post-GPI attachment to proteins phospholipase 3. Gene Ontology annotation, cellular component: endoplasmic reticulum membrane. Gene Ontology annotation, molecular function: hydrolase activity, acting on ester bonds. Bases 244 to 1248 code for a protein of 334 amino acids. The record is from RefSeq and is a predicted model, not a curated record. NCBI's taxonomy places the organism in Eukaryota, Metazoa, Chordata, Actinopteri, Syngnathiformes, Syngnathidae. The transcript has 8 exons. Gene Ontology annotation, biological process: GPI anchor biosynthetic process.
CAUACAAAAUACAUUUAAUUUGGAAUUAAGACCGGAAGUGAAGGUUGUGCAUUAAUUUUGACCACUUCCAAAAGAGUAGGGGGAGACUGUGGGUAUCCAGUACUCGAACAGACUAUUAACCCGUAGAAACCAGACCUCAAACCCAAAUGUCGGUUUGGUGAUGUGGACCGUCGGUACCGGACUUCCUCUAUACCGUUGUCGCCUCGCCGUGCCUUCGUGAGUACUGACGGGCCGAGACCCACCAUGGCCUCGCCGUCACUCCGCUGCACAUCUGUCAGACCCGCCGCUGUGACGCCGGUGGCGGUCGUCGUCGUGCUCCUGAUGUCGGCAGCUACCGUUCAGUCUUCCCAGGGCGACAAAGAGCCGGUGUACCGAGACUGCGUGAAGCAAUGUGUCCAGACCAACUGCACCGGACCUCGGCUACGAUGGUACCAGACCGUCCAACCGCAGUACAUGGCGCUAACAGGUUGGACUUGUCGUGACGACUGUCGCUAUGAGUGCAUGUGGGCCACAGUGGGUCUUUACCAGGCUGGGGGGUACAGAGUCCCGCAGUUCCAUGGCAAGUGGCCGUUUGCGCGCUUUCUCUGCUUCGAGGAGCCGGCGUCCGCCCUGGCCUCACUCCUCAACGGCCUGGCCUGUCUUCUCAUGCUGCUGCGCUACAGGAGCACCGUGCCAAGACAAAGCCCCAUGUUCCACACCAUCAACGCCUUCUCUCUGGUGUCCCUCAACGCCUGGCUCUGGUCCACAGUGUUCCACACACGGGACACCUUCCUCACUGAGAAAAUGGACUAUUUCUGUGCUACAGCAGUGAUUCUCUACUCCAUUUAUUUAUGCUGUGUCAGAACGUUGGGUCUGAGGCACCCGGGGGUGUCCAGCAUCGUGGGAGUGCUGCUCAUCUUGGCCUUCACAUCCCACAUCUCCUACUUGACGUUUGUCAGUUUCGACUACGGCUACAACAUGGCCGCUAACGCCACCAUCGGCAUGGUGAACCUCCUGUGGUGGCUGUGUUGGUGCUGGAGGAACAGGCGCACGCUGCCCUACUGGUGGAAGUGUGGCCUGGUGGUGCUGCUGCUCCACGGUCUGGCCCUGCUGGAGCUCCUCGACUUCCCCCCGCUGCUCUGGAUCCUGGAUGCGCAUGCCAUUUGGCACCUGAGCACCAUCCCUGUGCACUUCCUUUUCUACAGUUUCCUGAUCGACGACAGCCUCUACUUACUAAACACAGAGAAGCUGGGCGUCAAAGUGGAGUAGGAGGAGAUUCACGAGCACCGUUGCACCUGUCCAAACAUGGCCGCCGGACACCCCGACAUAGAAGUAGCUCCGCUUCCCAGAUGACCUGCAUGACACCUUCCACUUUCAUCAGGCAAAACUUGUGUUUACAUUUUCUGGUUUUAUUUUGCCUAUUUAUUUGUGUUGAUUUGAUCAUGAUUUAAUGUACUUUACAUUUGCCUUAUCAUUUAUCAUACGUGGACGGAAGCGUAAGAGAACUUUCAAGCUUUGAGAAUGAACUCCCACUAUUUCUUUUAACCUUGCACGGAUGCUGUGUGUCAGUAUGUGGCGACAAAUUACCUCCAGCAUGUGUCAUGGUGCCAAAAGGGGACCCCCACAGUACGACGGAUGGUUCUAGAAAGAAUGGAAUAAUUUUAGCUGACUGAGCUUUUUCUCCCCCACCUUUUGUUUUGUGCCUCGGUUGCUGCUUUUUCUACACCCAAACUUUUGAUUUUAAUAUUAUUUAAUCACCUGCUCCCUUAAUUAUUAUCAUUUUAUGUUUUUUGACUUGGGUGGGACGUGCGUGACGAUCAUUUUAUUCACCUUGGAUGCCUUUUAGUGUGAGAAAAACAGGGAAAGUGUUGAAAAUGAAAUUUAAAUGAGUAUUUAGAUGAUAGCUUGAUGGUUUAUUUUGUAUGGAUUGAGUUUCCAUUGCUGCAGUAUCAUCCUCCAUUUUGGCCUCAUAUGCUGCUUGUAAAUUAGCACAUUCCGCUCAGAGCUGUUGUCAUACCAUGUAUGUUUUUCACCCCUCUCUGAGCCCCCUGCCGUACUUUUCCAUAUGUGCACUUUAGGGAUGCACGCGUCCAUGGUUUUUUGUUUGGAAUCCACGCUCAUGCCUUUGUAGCUCUGUUUGACACUGAGGACAAUGGCCACUACAUAAUGUUUUUUGCUGUUGUGGUGCACAUUUAGAUGGUUCCUAACCUUUCUGUGUGUAGACUAGACGUACACUCACGUGACAGUUUUGAGGUACACAUGCAUCAAGUGAGUGCAGUUGAAUGCAUCAGCUCUGCAGCUGAGCCUUCCCAAAUGAGUUUUUCAACACCUUGGAAAUAAUGUUACACUUUUUACCUUUUUAAGUCCUAAAACUGUUCUUCUCAUAAAAUUAUUUUUAAACCAUUUUCACCACAUCAAGACUUUUCAACAAUUUGAGAUAUUAUGUAGGUUUAGUCAUAAGACCCCUUAUUUUUCGGAGUAAUUUAGCUCGAUAAUUGAUAACAUUGCCUCAAACCUUUAUUAAAUUGUCAUGAGAGGCAUUUGUGUACCUAAUAUAUUGGGAGUUUUUAUGUGUGGCUGGGAAAAUGUAGCGUUGUCAUAUUGGGCAAUGUGAUUGACAUAAGAAAUUAUUAUAAUUAUGGGAGGUGAAAUGGGAUAACAUAAACAAAUGGACGCACCUUUAUAUAAUUACUUACAUGUCUCAUAAAUAAUUAAAUUAAUAAAUACAUCAAAUCAUAUUUAUAUGAUUAACAAAUGUAUUUUUUAUCUAAUACAUUAAUAGCACAUUUAUUGACACAUGUAUGUAUUAAAUUCUAAUUAUAAUUAAUUGACACAAGUAAUUUAAAAGGUUUUAACAUAGUUGUGUAUGGAAGUAGAAUUGUCUCACAUCAACUUAUAUAUAUCAAUAUAUUAUUACAUAUGCAUUUAUUAAUAAUAUACAAAUACAAAUGUGAUAUACAAAUAAAUGAUUUGUAUAAAUAAAUGCGUAUUUGUAAAUAUAUUUUUGAGAUUUGAAAAUAUAUACAAAUAAAAUGUAUAAAUAUAAAAAUGUGACAUACAAAUAAAUCAAGAAUUUGUAUAAAUAAAAGUGUAUUUGUAAAUAUAUUUUUGAGAUUUGAAUAUAAAUAUGCUUGAUUUUGUAUUUGUAUUGAAUUUGCCUAUGUGGAUCACUUUUUUGGUUUUGUGUCGAUGAGACAUUCCUACAAACCAGAUGCAUUAAUAAAUGUGACCUACACAUUCCCCUGAACAAGCAGCAGAGGGCACUGCAGCCAGAGCGGUCUGGCUCACAGAGCAUUAUAUGCCAUCCAUCCAUCCAUUUGCAACCGCUUAUCCCUUUCGGGGUUGUGGGGGGUGCUGGAGCCUAUCUUAGCUACAAUCGGUCGGAAGGCGAGGUACACCCAGGACAAGUCGCCACCUCAUCGCAGGGCCAACACAGAUAGACAACAUUCACACACUAGGGCCAAUUUAGGGUUGCCAAUCAACCAAAAUCAAGCAAAUUUAUAUUCAAAUCUCAAAAAUAUAUUUACAAAUACACGUUUAUUUAUACAAAUUCUUGAUUUAUUUGUAUGUCAUAUUUAUACAUUUUAUUUGUAUAUAUUUUCAAAUCUCAAAAAUAUAUUUACAAAUAGAAGUUUAUUUAUACAAGUGAUUUAUUCAUUUGUAUAUCACAUUUGUAUUUAUAUAUUUAUUAAUACAUGCAUAUGUAUUAAUAUCAAGUUGAUGUGAGACAAUUCUACUUCCAUAGUUGUGGCCCUCCACAUAUGUUCCUAUCCACGCAGAAAAUGCAGUUUUACAGCAAGAAACUAUUUGGGUAUACUUAAAAUUCACAGCAAUCUCCUCUCAUUUCCUUGCUUGAUUUAAUUUUUCAUGCAUAUUCAUUAUCAUUUCCCAGAAAAUAUAUUGUAUUGUUCUUUCCUUGUUCCUUUCUGUACAAUCUGCAGUUUCCCCUGCAUAUCUACUGCCCUCUAGCUGCCACCUUGUGCACUACACCACUGCCAAGCAAUGCCCCUUUGCUCUCAUGUUAUACAAUAUUUUAAGAACCGGAAAGAAUAAAACUAUUCUUUAUUGAUAAAACAUAAGCAUCCCUCGUGUGUUAUGUGCAUGGAAUGUAAUUGCAUCUGCUGUAUUUGUAUGGUCUACUCCUGUUUAAUGUAAAUAAUGCAUCUGAUUGUAUUUUUAUUGUCUUAUUGCAACUUAUAAAAAUAU